AAACAGCAUGAGUGGUGAUCCCCCUCACCCUCCCCCUCAUAUGUAUUAUCCACCUGCCGGACAACACCUACCCCCUUCCCCUGGACAAGGGUACCCACAGGGAUUUGCACCACCAGCCUAUAACCCAACUGGAGGAUACUACAUGCCACCCACACCUGCACAGGCUGCAUACCCACCACCAUGUACUCCUGCUGCAGGGUUUUAUCCUGGACCAGCUGCAGGAGCUUAUCCCCCUCCUCAGGUAGGUCCUUUACCUGUAGGUUAUUUUCCCCCUGGUGGGCCACCUCAUGGACCUUUCCCUCCACAAGGAGGACCACACUCAGGGACAUUUCCAGCAUAUGGUGGACCACAUCCACCUGGACCACACCCUGGUGCAUUCCCACCAGGACCACACCCUGGUAACAAACAUGUGGAUGUGGAAAGUGAUGACAGUGACCCUUCAGGAUUUGCUCUGUACUCCAAAGAAGAUAAGCAUCCACUCUCCGUUAAGUUCACUAACAAGGCAGGCAAGAAAGUGAAACUGUUUUGGAUCAACAAAAGAGGAAGGAGGAAAAGAAAAGGAAAUAUAAAGGAAGGCCAAAGCAAGACAGUAGACACCUAUGAGACGCAUGUUUUCAUGGCCUUCAAUAGGAAACUAAGUCGUGAACCUCUGCCAAUUAAUGGUUCUCCAGUAUUUUAUGUUUUCCCUCACAAACAUGGUGAUAAGCAUGUGGAAGUUGAAAUAAAGAAACCAUCAGGAAGUUCAUUCAACAGUUUGAAGUCAGAGGCUCACGUGACCGUCCCUGUUGAGGUAAAAUUUGUGAACCGUGCUAAGUGUCCAGUCCAGUUGGAAUGGAUCAAUCCUCAAGGCCGCCGUGAGACUAAGAAGCAUCUCGCCAAGGGUCGAUGCUGGCGCACCACUUCCUGGGAAGGUCAUUACUGGGUGUGCACUGACCCAAAGAAGGAUGGUAAUUUCUUUGCCCUUAAUUAUGGUCUUCAUUACAGAGUGCAGAAGACUAGAGGAGCGCGAGAAAGAGUUGUCAUUACAGCAGGAUCGAAUAUUUCUGGAAGCAGUAGUAGCAGCAGCAGCAGCAGUGACUGAGGAACGACUUAACAGAAAAUCGUAUCUGCUGCUGUGUUGGAAAUACGUCAUUGCAGUGCUGUACUUGUGCUACUUGAAUAAUUGUCUUUAUAUUGCAAAUGAAUAAUACAAACUGAGUGACAUUGAUAUCCAGUGGAAGCUUUCUUAAUUAAGGACGGUACCUGCAAAUAGAAAUCCAAUUUUGUCUGGCCAGUGACUGAGCAAGCCAGCUAGAUCUUAUCAAAGUCAAGAAAGAGCAGUGGGGGUAGCCACGCAAUAUUGUUCAAUAUCUGGAGAAAAAACCCUGACGUUGUAUUUUUUCAAAAAUGAAAUCAAGUAAAAUUUCCUUGGUGAUUCCAUUUUUAUUCCUUUUUAAAAAAAACAAAACAAAAAAAAUCAGUAGUGAACGUAAACAUCUUUACAUAACAAGCAAAGACGAUCCUCAGAACAGCGUAAUGUUAGUUUUUAUCAUCAAAAUGAUUGCAUCAAGGCUAUUUUUAAUCGCUUAACGGCAUCGGAUGUGUCAUCACUCUACUGCUGAUGAUGCGCAACUAUACAUUACGUUCAAGACGUUAUUUGUUGGCAAUACGAAUCAAAGUAGAACCAAAUUAGUUAACUGCGACCGGUACAUGGAUACACGGAUUCUUUGGAAUGAAUUGAAAUUGAGUAAAGAUAAGUCACAAGA
Pocillopora damicornis (cauliflower coral) is the source of this 1745-nucleotide messenger RNA. RefSeq lists its product as uncharacterized. Lineage: Eukaryota; Metazoa; Cnidaria; Anthozoa; Scleractinia; Pocilloporidae. The record is from RefSeq and is a predicted model, not a curated record.